GCAGCUGAAAUCCAGCUUGGAAAAGGGGUGGGGAAAAAGGAGGAGAAAGAAAUGAAUCGAUAAUUUUUUUUUUUUAAAAAACAACCACCAACAACCACCCAAGAAUUUAAACUGGUCUCAACCUCUUCAAGGAAAGUUAAUCAAUAAACUAAUUAACUGCUUUGCAAGCUCUGUAAUUAAUAGAUCAAAAGUAUUAGCACCAGGGCUCUGAAAUUGCAAAGAGCUCAGCCCAACAGCUCGCUUCCAAGAAGGCGGAAUUGCAAGAUUCUUUAGAGUUGAUUUUUUUAUGAUGAUUAUUUAAUUUUUUUGCACCAAAAAAAAUCAGGAUUUUUCAUUUUUUUUUAAAGGUUAAAAAAAUCAGCGACAACGAGGAGGCGACAGGGAGGAAUUUCCCACCCACCCCAAAAAAACACAUUUUUUUUUACAGAUUUGGGGAAUCCUGGUUCAAGCAUCCAAAGCCACCAACCAGCCUCUGCUCCCUUUGUUUGGUUCGCCGCUGGGCAGUGUUGGGACCGUAGUUAGGGCUGGGAUUGUGUUCUCGCUUCUUCCGCUGGGGCCGGGUAGGCGAUUCGAAGCUCGCCCCCAGAUUCGCCCCUUUGGACCAAUGAAGGAACCCGAUGCCAUUAAACUUUUCAUCGGGCAGAUCCCACGGAAUUUGGAGGAGAAGGAUCUGAAGCCCAUCUUCGAGCAAUUUGGGAAGAUCUACGAGUUGACAGUGAUUAAGGAUAAAUACACGGGCAUGCACAAAGGAUGCGCGUUCCUGACCUACUGCGCCCGGGAAUCGGCCCUCAAGGCGCAGAGCGCGUUGCAUGAGCAGAAAACGCUCCCAGGGAUGAACCGGCCGAUCCAGGUGAAGCCAGCAGACAGCGAAAGCAGAGGAGAAGACCGGAAGCUGUUUGUGGGGAUGCUGGGCAAGCAGCAGACGGACGAGGACGUUAGGAAAAUGUUCGAGCCCUUUGGGAACAUCGACGAGUGCACGGUGCUGCGGGGGCCAGACGGCACCAGCAAAGGCUGCGCCUUCGUGAAGUUCCAGACCCACGCCGAGGCUCAGGCCGCCAUCAACACGCUGCAUGGCAGCCGGACAUUGCCGGGCGCCUCCUCCAGCCUUGUGGUGAAAUUCGCCGACACGGAGAAGGAGCGGGGCCUGCGCCGGAUGCAGCAGGUGGCCAACCAGCUGGGCAUGUUCAGCCCCAUCGCCCUGCAGUUUGGGGCCUACAGCGCCUACACCCAAGCACUAAUGCAGCAGCAGGCAGCCCUGGUCGCUGCUCACUCCGCCUACCUCAACCCCAUGGCCACCAUGGCGGCCGUCCAGAUGCAGCAGAUGGCCACCAUCAAUCCCAACGGCCUCAUCGCCACGCCCCUCACGCCCCUCACCCCCUCCUCAGGUACCAGCACGCCGCCCGCCAUCGCCGCCACCCCUGUGUCCGCCAUCCCGGCCACGCUCAGCGUCAACGGCUACAGCCCGGUCCCCACGCAGACCACGGGGCAGCCGGCCUCCGAGGCCCUCUACACCAACGGGGUCCACCCGUACCCAGCUCAGAGCCCGGCCGCCCCCGUGGACCCCCUGCAGCAGGCCUACGCCGGGAUGCAGCACUACACAGCCGCCUACCCCGCUGCCUACGGGCUGGUGAGCCCGGCCUUCCCCCAGCAGCCGGCCAUCCUCACACAGCAGCCGCCCCCGCAGCAGCAGCAGCAACGGGAAGGCCCCGAGGGCUGUAACAUCUUCAUCUACCACCUGCCCCAGGAGUUCACUGACUCCGAGAUCCUGCAGAUGUUCCUGCCCUUCGGGAACGUCAUCUCUGCCAAAGUCUUCGUGGAUCGGGCGACCAAUCAGAGCAAAUGUUUCGGGUUCGUAAGUUUUGACAAUCCCGCCAGCGCCCAGGCUGCCAUCCAGGCCAUGAACGGCUUCCAGAUCGGCAUGAAGCGCCUGAAAGUGCAGCUCAAGCGACCGAAAGACGCCAACCGGCCGUACUAAGGCCCCAGGUCUGGAGCUCAAUGGAGGAGGGAGCCCCCAGAUUGCCCCUGCCUGGCCCAUCCCCCCCCCCUUCCCCCACCCAUUGCAGCUCAUCCCGGGCGCCUGACCUGCCAGCUGGAAGGACGAACCCGAUCGGCGGAACCUGCCUCCACCCAUCGGCCCUGGGCUGCGCCUAGCCCCACCAGCAGCGUGCAGUUUGGGGGGGAGAGGGGGGACAGGCGUUUCACCUGUAAUCUCGGCCCUGCCUCAUCAACAGUGGGGGGAGGAGGAAAGGAGCCCCCCCAGCACUGAUCCACCCCGCCCCUGCGGUAGCCCUGAAUUCCUGCCGCCAUAACCCAGGGUGGGGGGAGAGACAGACUGGGCCCAGCCCUAGGGAAUCAGCUGGAGGGCUUGAGCCUGCCCCGGAGGUAGGGGUGGGGCGAAGAGAAGGGCCCUGUCGCUGUGCCCAGCUGGAAGGCGGGGGUGGAGGGGGGUCCCUCCUCUGAGCUUUCUUCUCACCAAACGGGACCAAAAGCAGCUCCGAGUACCCAAGGCCUUUGGGAAGGGGGGGCCAGACACAGGGGAAG
Molecule: messenger RNA, 2541 nt
Organism: Malaclemys terrapin pileata
Lineage: Eukaryota; Metazoa; Chordata; Testudines; Emydidae
Gene: CELF3
Product: CUGBP Elav-like family member 3
Exons: 13
Coding region: 605-1975 (456 amino acids)
Biological process (GO): mRNA splice site recognition; regulation of alternative mRNA splicing, via spliceosome
Cellular component (GO): nucleus; cytoplasm; ribonucleoprotein complex
Molecular function (GO): mRNA binding
Source: RefSeq, a predicted model, not a curated record